AUGAGUGCUGAAGCUUUGCAAGUUGCUAAGGUGUACCGCCACCUUCUCAGGGCUGUCAAGAAACACGUUGCCAAAGAAGACAGGGCGAGGCAUUUCAAAGAAUACGUAACUGAAGAAUUCAGGAACAACUGCAAACUGUCAGAUCCAUCUUCCAUUCAGCAGAAGAUUAAGCUUGCCCAUAACUACACUUUUCUUCUUAACAGUGUGCACCAUCACCAGGACCUGUUGUUCUCUUACAACAUUGCUGUGGAUAGAUCAGAUGAGAUGAAAAAAGUACUUGGAAAAUCGGCUGCAAGUGUUGGUCUUCAACUUCCUGAGUGUGACACCUAUGUAACUGAUAAGGGUUCUUUCUUCUCUUAUAUAUCCUCUACUUCUUCUCUUUCACUGAAAGUAAAUCUAAUUAUCUCGGUCCACAUUAUCCUUAGCACAAGCAUAAGAUCCUCAACCAAAUUUAGCACAACUGGUCUCAUCAUCUUCAUCAUCUUCAUCAUCAUGGGUUCAGAAACGUUUCUAGAAGUGAUAUUGGCAAUUAUCCUGCCACCUGUUGGGGUCUUCCUCCGCUAUGGCUGUGGAGUGGAGUUCUGGAUUUGUUUGUUGCUGACACUGUUGGGAUAUAUUCCCGGAAUUAGAGAACUCAAGUUAGAGAAACACCUCGUAUAA
This is a messenger RNA of Prunus armeniaca (apricot), 660 nucleotides long. The record is from the annotation of a GenBank genome assembly. NCBI's taxonomy places the organism in Eukaryota, Viridiplantae, Streptophyta, Magnoliopsida, Rosales, Rosaceae.